AUGGGUCAUAAAGCACCACGACUGACUAGUACUGGAACGACGAUUGUGGCUGCGGCAUACAAGGUAUAAAUCAUUUUCCGUUUGGAAAUGGUUUAUUUUCUCACAGGGAGGACUAGUGAUGGGAGCAGAUUCUCGCGCUACCGCCGGAAACAUUAUUGCAGACAAGCACUGUGAAAAGGUUCACAAAUUGACGGAAUCUAUUUACGCGUGUGGAGCCGGUACCGCGGCAGACCUUGAUCAAGUCUCUUCCCUUAGAAAAAUUUAAUUCCAAAAAAUUUUUGAAGGUCACCAAGAUGUUGUCCGGAAAUCUUCGUUUGCUCGAGUUGAACACUGGGAGAAAGGCUCGAGUGAUCACUGCGCUCCGUCAAGCUAAGCAGCAUUUAUUCAAUUAUCAAGGAUACAUUGGAGCUUAUCUUCUUAUCGGUUUGUCUCGAGUUUCGUAUAGUCUUAUAGCUGCUGAUGAGAUGGGGUGCCCCGGAGUGACGGGCAAAGCGGUCAGUGUCAAAAGAGCGAUUUUUCCACCCAUUUUUUAAAUACAUUUUUACUCAUUUUCAACUUUGCGCGUCUGGUCAUCCCGUCAUCAGCUCUGCUUUCGACGGUGGCUUCAUUAACAAAAAAAUAAUGCUAUUUUCGUUCGGUUUUUGGACGGAAAAACUUCAAACGAAAAUUUUUUUAUUACUUUUGCUCAAUUUAGUCUGGGUAGCUAGUCAUUAGAAAUAAAACUUUUGUCUAAAAUUUUAGGCGGAGUUGACCCUACUGGACCUCAUUUGUACAUGUGCAGCGCAAACGGAACAACUAUGGCCUUUCCAUAUACGGCGCAGGGCUCCGGAAGUUACGCAGCCAUAACAAUUUUAGAGCGUGACUUCAAGCCAGACAUGACGGUUUGUAUGGUUCUUUUUUGAAAUUAGACUCUGUUUUUUAGAAAGAAGAAGCAGAAAGCUUGGUGCAGCGUGCUCUUGAGGCUGGAAUGCACGGAGACAAUGCCUCGGGUAACAGUCUCAACCUGGUUGUUAUUGAACCAACCGCAACCGUUUUCAAGGUUUCAUUACGUUGCUUUUUUCCCAAUUAAUCUUCAAAAAAUGUAGGGUCCAAUCAUUCCGGACUUUUGCAAACGACCUGAGCCCAACGACCUCGAAUACAAAUUCAACAAAGGCUCAACCAAAGUACUGAAACAGAAGGCUUACAAGUACGAUAUCGUCGAAUCGAUGGAUAUUAGUCAUUAA
Molecule: messenger RNA, 1223 nt
Organism: Caenorhabditis auriculariae
Lineage: Eukaryota; Metazoa; Nematoda; Chromadorea; Rhabditida; Rhabditidae
Source: the annotation of a GenBank genome assembly